AUGACACCCACUGCUUCAGAUGACGAGAUAAUCGAACACGUUCCGAGAUGGAAACUCUUUCAAAACCAAAAGCAUUCCUUGCGGAUCCCCGUGUCCGAGAUUGCCUCUUGUGUGGGAUUCCAUGAGUACCGUGAUUUGGUUCAGCUGGCCUUGCGCCAAGUCUAUCAGGGAUCAGCGGGUCAAGAGCUGCUAGCACACGAUUCCAAAUUGUUGGGCCUGCGAUUGGAGAGUGACGAGCAAUUGCUCAUGGAGAUUGCCGAACAAGCGGGCAAGGAAACCAAGGAGGCCUGGAAGGCAGUGGUCCAAGUCAAACACGGGGUUCGCAAGGAGCAGUCGGUCGAACAGGCCCAAACGCUCUCCAAAGCGGUCGUUCAAAAGGCAAAAGAAAGCAAGAAAUUGACUCGAUCGCAAAUCCAACAGCUCGAACAGGCAUCGAAGCAUAGCGUCAAUACCGGGUUUGGAACUUGCUGGGAAGAUCAAGCACUGGACAUGUAUGAGAAGCAAUUUGGUUACGAAGUGCGAGCACGAAAUGAAGAAAUCAAAAUAUGGCCCUUUGUUCGAGUAGACGGUGGGGAUACCGUCAGGCCUUUAAAGGAUCCUCAUUCCCACAGACAAUUGACAUUGUUGAAUGCUGCUGGUAUCGCAGAGGAUGAACCAGAACCAAAGCGGCAAAGAAACAGCGAUUCUGACGAAAUGGACAAGAAAUUUGGGUUGAUAUCUACACGCAACAUUAGCAUCAAGAAGCAAAAAGAAUGCUUGUUUAGUCUUCGAGGUGCGAUUGAUGGCAUUCGGGAUGAACUCGUGCCCAACUCUUGCAUGACGACGAGUGAUGAUGACGAUAGCUGGGUGUUACAGCCCAUCAUUGUGGAGUGCAAACACCGAAUGAAUCGGUUGCAACCAUCACCGCCUCUAUAUGAAAUGAUUCAGAUUGCUGCCUAUUGCAAAAUGUAUGAUGCUAAGGAUGCUGACCUUUUGCAAGUUUUGCGGAAAAAGAAAUUGACGAUUCAACGACGAGCAAAAGACAACCAAACAAAACCAGCCCUGCCAGAUGAAAAUUUCCGUCAACAAAAGCUUCCAUUUGUUGCAACCUCUGACAAGGAGAAUAAUGAUAAAGAGAAUGACAAAGCGGAGCCAAACUCGAAACCAACAGACCAAUCAGUCGUCGACAUGACAGGCAAUUGUGAGAAUGAGGAAGCAUGUCCAAAUAUAAAUGGCUCUAUGCAGCAAAAGAGCGAAGAAGACGAAAAAGAAUCAUCCGGAGUUUUCGAUACCACGGAAUUGUCGGAAGAAAUAGGUGAUGGUGCUGCUGAGGAGUCAGUGCAAGUAGACGAGGAAUCAUCAAUCAAGCGCGAGCCAGUUGGACUCGCGACUGAGAAAGUACAAACAGAAGCAAAGCAUUCCAUCACGAUAGGAACCAAUGAGACUCUGAAUGAAGACAGUGCUAGAGAAGAAGAUCCUGGAACUGACAAACAGGACGCAAUGACAAUGGAGAUUUCUGUCACUCGCAUGUCCAUGGAUGAUCCAAGGUAUCAACUGAACGACAACUGGGAGUCAUUGAUACUGCCCCGACUCAAAUCUUGGGUGGAAGGAAUCUAUGAAAUCCGAAGUUCCGAUGACAAGCGAUAUCGACUACUGAUGGCAUCCACGGAAUCAUCCGUUGCGGUCAUUGGAGAUCAUGACGAGGAUGUCCUGGAGCAACAAUCAUUGCAGCAGCUGAGAGACGCUUGGAACAUUUUGUUUGAGGAAUGUCCCUGGCUUGUCGACUGUGAUACUCAAUACAGUCGAGAAAUAAUGUCCAGGAUAGCCGAAUGA
Molecule: messenger RNA, 1812 nt
Organism: Cylindrotheca closterium
Lineage: Eukaryota; Bacillariophyta; Bacillariophyceae; Bacillariales; Bacillariaceae
Source: the annotation of a GenBank genome assembly